AUGAGUAUUAUUGGCUUAACAAUUGAUUAUGGUCCAUUUGGUUUUAUUGAUCAGUUCACUUGGGAUCAUAUAUCGAAUACAUUGGAUCCAAAUGGACGUUAUUCAUAUGCUCAACAACCAAGUGUUUGUGCAUGGAAUUUAGCUCGUCUAGCUGAAUGUUUAAUUCAAGCAUUAAUUGAUCAACAGGAAUGUUCAUCUGAUAAAACAACGAAUAAAGAAUGCAUAUUUGUUGAUAAUCUUUAA
This is a messenger RNA of Schistosoma margrebowiei, 243 nucleotides long. The record is from the annotation of a GenBank genome assembly. NCBI's taxonomy places the organism in Eukaryota, Metazoa, Platyhelminthes, Trematoda, Strigeidida, Schistosomatidae.